UGCAGUUCAACUCUUGGUAUCCCUUCGAAACGUUAGUCAGUCCACAGUACGAGCUAAUAAACGCAACGCAGUUCAUCGGAUCCAUUAUGUGCCUCUGCUCUUUCGUGGCAUUCAUAAGUCUGUACGCCACCCUGGUCUGCAUCGCUUGCAGUCAGCUGGAGAAGCUGAGAGCGAGCCUCUUGGACAUCAGACAGAACCGCGACAUAUCAAAGGACUCGGGUGCUGAGACUGACCAAGAGGAAAUACAGGAAGUACACAUCUCUCAGAAAAUGUUCAAUCACAUGCAGAAACAGCUCAACGACUGCAUACGUCACCACCAGGAUAUCUUGGAGUUCAUGAGGGCUCUGGAGGCGACAAUGAACCCCAUGAUGCUUGCCCACUUCCUGCUAAUAGCGGGCGGAAUGUGUUUCGCGACGUUUUCCGCAGUGACGAGUUCAGGACGCCUCCUGCAGCUGGCACAGAUCCUGAUCGUGUACAUUGCCUUCGCCACCCAGCUGUAUACGUACUGCUGGUUCGGAACAGAACUCACUCGCCAGGCCGAGUCUUUGAGCGACGCAGCAUGGCGAAGCGACUGGAUCGGAACACCGGUUUCGUUUCAACGCUGCCUGAUCUUCAUCAUAGCCACUGCCAGAAGAGAUUUCGUCCUCACAGCUGGGAAAUUUGUAUCCGUGUCUCGCGAGACAAUGCUGACAAUAAUCAACCAGACAAUUUCGUACUUCAUGUUCCUGCUCAAUUUCAAAGACAUGGACACAGAUGCAGAUCAGUGAGCAAACACGCAGCGUCGCAUCGCAUGAAAAACAUUCGUAUAAAACUUCCACAAAUUCUAAGC
This is a messenger RNA of Zootermopsis nevadensis, 829 nucleotides long. The record is from RefSeq and is a predicted model, not a curated record. NCBI's taxonomy places the organism in Eukaryota, Metazoa, Arthropoda, Insecta, Blattodea, Termopsidae.